UAUAAAGAGGUGAGAGAGAAGAGGAAGCACGACCUUACUUGAACAGGAUCUGUUCUAUAGGCUCGUACCUCUGUAUUCUUGAUUCCUAAGAAGACAGAAACCCAUGUCUGGUUGAUGAACCACGACCAUGUAACCAGAGCGUGAUUAACAGAACUUCAUGGCCUCGGCCAUGGCUCAGUAGAUGAUCGUUGCCAAUCCAUCUAAUGGUCCUGGCAUGGCUACAUGGUUGUCUGACAGACAACAAUCUUAUCUUUUUAGUUUUUAUUAUAUGGAAGGUGCUGAAGUUAUAAGGAAAUUUGUCCAAAUUAGGGCUGCAGACCAAGUGUUUGAUGAAAUGCCUAAUGGGAUUGUCAAGAAUGAUGGAAUUCUUGAGGCAUUGAAUUUGUUUAGGAAGAUGCAAUUGGAGGGUGUAAAUGACUAAAUUGUAAUCCAUUACAAACAAGGUGAUACUAUGUGCUAAGUUUUUUGGUACAUGUUAUAAUUGGAUUGUACGCA
Molecule: messenger RNA, 495 nt
Organism: Lactuca virosa
Lineage: Eukaryota; Viridiplantae; Streptophyta; Magnoliopsida; Asterales; Asteraceae
Source: the annotation of a GenBank genome assembly